Protopolystoma xenopodis is the source of this 651-nucleotide messenger RNA. NCBI's taxonomy places the organism in Eukaryota, Metazoa, Platyhelminthes, Monogenea, Polystomatidea, Polystomatidae. The record is from the annotation of a GenBank genome assembly.
UCAUCUGAUUGGCAUCUCCCCCCACCGUCUCCUGUUAUACUAGGUGCAAUCUAUCUUUCACAUUGGUAUUAUACACCAGCCAGUGUCGACGCCAUCUCUCGUGCUUUCAACGCUCAGAUUGAAUCACGUGAGGAGGGACUCGUGGUUAAAGCGGCUCGGCUACCGGGCUUCCGACACUCCUCCAUUGUGGCGGGUGAUCCAAUGCAGUUGCAGUUGAGCAGGAUAGACGUCUCCACCAUCGAAGGCGAGGAAUCCACUUAUAGCGCUCAAGAUAGUGAUGAAGAUAUGGAGGAUGCUGGAAAGGCAUUGGAUGAGGAUUUUGGCUACAGUGCUUAUUAUCCUGGAGCUCGACUUCGGGCUGGGUGGUGGAAACUGAAACCCGAUUAUGUCCUCCAACUCAUGGAUGACUUCGACUGUUUACUGGUAGGAGCUUUCCUGUCUCCAUCGACAGAAAGGCAACAAAUGGCCAGUAUGGGGGCAGUGGGCAAUGCCAUUCGUCGGUCAUGUGGGGGUCCUAUCAUAAGCCAGUUUCUAUGCGCAGUGAAGUUGAAUGAGACAAACGAGACGUCAGAUAAUAUACACACUUUCCUUUCUUUCUGUCGUGUAAGCAUAUUGACCUUUGCCGAUUUAAUAAAUUUAUUACUCAAAUAG